CAUUGUUUUCAGCGUCAUAAUUUUGGCAUAACUUUUUCUUCAAUUAAUGAAACCGAACUUAGAACCGUGUGUAAAAUAUUUAACAAAAAGUGGUAGAUAAGCGAAGAACAGUAUUUAAAUCUAACAAGGAAUAUAACAAAUUGAACAAACACAAAAUUAAUUGAAUUUUGUGAGUGUGUGUUCAAUUUUCAACACAACCGAGCAUGGCGACACAAGUAUCAAGUAACAAAUCUGGAACAGGUUGGCCACGGCGUGGUAGCCAAGGACAAGUUGAUAGUGCGAAUAAUGGCGCACAGAAGUUUAGUCCAAGCCAGUCAUUAACCAUUAACCGUACAAUAAACUUAUAUCCUCUCACAAAUUAUACGUUCGGCACAAAGGAACCACUUUUUGAAAAAGAUCCUUCAGUUCCAUCCCGAUUCCAGCGUAUGCGUGAAGAGUUCGAUCGCAUUGGCAUGCGCCGUUCCGUUGAAGGUGUUCUUUUGGUGCACGAACACGGCUUGCCACAUGUGUUAUUAUUGCAAUUGGGUACAACAUUCUUUAAAUUACCAGGAGGAGAACUUAAUGCAGGAGAAGAUGAAGUUGAAGGACUUAAGCGUUUGCUGACUGAAACUUUAGGACGUCAAGAUGGUGUUAAGCAAGAAUGGAUUGUCGAAGAUACAAUUGGAAAUUGGUGGCGACCGAACUUUGAACCUCCGCAGUAUCCGUAUAUACCUCCUCACAUAACAAAACCAAAGGAGCAUAAACGUUUGUUUUUAGUACAACUCCACGAAAAGGCUCUGUUUGCUGUGCCCAAAAAUUACAAAUUGGUAGCUGCGCCCUUAUUUGAGCUUUAUGAUAACUCACAAGGCUAUGGACCGAUUAUUUCAUCGCUGCCGCAAGCAUUAUGCAGAUUUAAUUUCAUAUAUAUGUGAGUAGAGUGUGCCUCUACCACAAUGCCGGCGUCUACAUAUCUACAACAAAGCUCCUAUUCAAAUAGAGCUCUAGAGCCACAAACAGAUGACGCGGAAAACUAUGAUGAUUAUAUGGACUCGAAUUUGUUGCACCAUACAAAUGUCCAUAAUUUUUGAACAUUUCAAAAUUUAUUAUAUUAAAAUACACAUACAAAAAAAAUUAAUUAUUUAAUAAUAAACAAAAUCCAAUUUAUUUAGAUUUUAUAAAUAGAAAGCAAAACAUACCCAAUAGAACGACUAAAUAUUAUUCUACAUAGCAAAUGAACGGCAAUAAUUUAAA
Musca domestica (house fly) is the source of this 1230-nucleotide messenger RNA. It is a transcript of the gene Cpsf5, whose product is annotated as cleavage and polyadenylation specificity factor subunit 5. Gene Ontology annotation, molecular function: mRNA binding. Lineage: Eukaryota; Metazoa; Arthropoda; Insecta; Diptera; Muscidae. Gene Ontology annotation, cellular component: mRNA cleavage factor complex. Bases 204 to 911 code for a protein of 235 amino acids. The record is from RefSeq and is a predicted model, not a curated record. The transcript is spliced from 5 exons.